AUGGCCGACUCUCUUGAAACUGCACAGCAUUUUAUAUACGUUACCCAAGUUUACUUUUGUUACGCCGUUGUUAUAUGGGACUGGGUCAUUAGUUUGCCUCGAGAAUGGCGCUUUAUCUGGAAAUCUGAUUGGACCCCUGUCAAGGUGGCUUAUCUUUUCUGUCGAUAUUGGGUCAUAGCAGUUGUCCCAUACCUAUUGUUCGCCUUCGUCAUGAAUCACACGCAGGAAGUCUGCUCCAAAAUAUACAGAAUCCCCGUAGCGCUUGCAAUGUGGAAUCAAGUCGGUUCUGAAUCGGUUUUGCUCAUCCGCACUUACGCUUUCUUCAAUCGCAAUAUUUAUAUCCUCACGUUCCUUAUAUGCGCACUUUCUGGAGUUGUGUCUUACCAGCUUUAUGUCGACACCUCUCAAAUGGACUUGCUUGGAUUCGUCACUCCUCCAUUCAUUGCCCCGCUUCUUUUUGACACCAUCGUAACGUCUAUGACCAUCUGGAAAGCUUUCACUAUCCGCCGCCGCAACGGUGGCCCGAGUAGCAAACUCAUUCAAACUUUUCUUCGUGAAGGUGUCUUUUACUACAUUCUGAUUUCCAUAGCAAACCUGAUUAACGGGAUCUUUUAUCUGCAGCCUCGUCAAGUCAUAUCCGCUAUCAAUAUACCCCUGAGCGUGAUGAUGGCACCCGUGCUCGCCUGUCGUCUUAUUCUCGAUCUCCGCGAGCGAGGUGCGGAAACUGUAUCCCAUUCUGAAGGAACGGGUAUCGCGGCAUUUACCACUAAAUCUGGCGUCACAAGUUCCAAUGGUCACCGUGGCAAAAGUAGGGGCCUCGGAACUAGGACAGCUCGGGGACAAGCAUCUACAAUUACCUCAAACGUUGUACUCAGUACUAUUGGGAGUCUUCACGAUGUGGAAGCUGCUGACGUCGAGCUAGACGACAUGCACUUUGAACUAGGCAUGGGGUUCGGCGACGAAAGCUCCAAGGCAUUAGACGAGAGCGUUCGAGCCACUCCGGCACCAGCGUAUAACUCCCUUGAGAUGGGAUUCCAUACUUCGGACCACAGCGAAGAUGGAGGGGUUUCCGGAAUCCGAGUCGACAUAGAGAAGACCACUUCCACCAUGUAAGCAGAAUAACCUCACAAAGGGACGUU
Molecule: messenger RNA, 1139 nt
Organism: Serpula lacrymans var. lacrymans S7.9
Lineage: Eukaryota; Fungi; Basidiomycota; Agaricomycetes; Boletales; Serpulaceae
Exons: 13
Coding region: 1-1113 (370 amino acids)
Source: RefSeq, a predicted model, not a curated record